AUGGUCUCCAUUUCCAGCCCCAUGGACAUCACAUACUGCGAAGGGGCACGUCUUCUACAAGACUCACAAGCAGACCUCGAGGCGAUCCUGGUCCAACGUCCCAAUGGCAACCUCACCUGCAAACAUUGUUACCUCGUCAUCGCCGACACCGAUAACCUAGGGUCCAUCUCGACCGACAAGGACUGGCCACUGGUUGUGAGCUGUCAUGUUCAGGCAUGUGCCUCGCUGCACGAUAGACAUGCUGCAUACUCGUGUUAUGCCUGCCUUGAGAGAGGGAAGACAUCCAUCGAGACCUCAGCUGCGGCGCUGAAAACCCACCUUCAAUCCUGUGACCUGAUCAAAGAUAUCCAACCUACCAAGCCUCAGCAACGGCAAGCAUCCGGCAGAGAAGAACAGGUCCCAGCUCCAGCUAUCCCCGAAAGGCCUAAACGCAGUUCUCGUCCAGCACCAGCAUCGGAGGCGACGGUAGCAACGCCCGAGAGACAAACGGCUCGAAGCAACGUGGACUCAAGUCAAAACCCUAGCAGCCGACGACCUGUUCCCUCGAAUCCAUUCUGGCCUGCUCCAGCCGCAGCGCCUGCUGCCCCAAACAGCCCUGUCACACCCAAGCAACCUCACCCGAACGAUGUGUCGGCGGCACAAUUCCCACCGCCGCGGUCGAGGAGAGAGGUCCCGGCACAAGCAGUGAGAGCUAGCCAACCCUCGAAUGCACCGCUACCAGAGCAGACUGAGGCGCCCUUCCGUCCUCAUGCGGAUGCAUCAGACGCCUUUAAUGUUCCAGGCGGAUUUCCGCCUCACGACGCUGCCGGCCAUAACGCUCGCAGCCCGUUUUUCCAAGACUUUCCACCCACGCCGCCGCCGCACCGAGCGUCCAACUCGAUGGACCAAACCGCCUCGCCGAUCCGGAGGAAGGACGUCAAAUUGGAGCCCAGUUCACUGCCGUUCGCGGAGUCUCGAGAGGAUCGAUCGAUGCCGACGCGACCGACUCGAGCACCUCCUGCGCCACCGGUGUUGUCCGCGCCAGGGCCAGGCUCGGUUCCACGCUCUGACAUGCGGCCAGCCCAGUCCGACGUGCCGCCUUUCCAAAACACUGUUAGCAACGGAAUGGAACGUGGACAGGGUCAGCAAAUCCCGCGCGCUGACCCCGCGAUGGUCCAGCAACUGGCAGCCCUGGGAAUCAGCAGAGCCAGGGCCGAGUUUCUGCUCAACCAGACGGGAGGGGACGUGAAUGAAGCGGCAGAACUGGGGUUCUCGGAGCAGCAAGGUAGUCUGGCCAGUGGUAACCCAUGGCUACCAACGGCGGCCACGCAGGCAAUGCAGCCUGAGUCCGUUCCUGCAUCUCCCGGUGUCGACAGACGCAAUCGACGGUCAAAGUAA
This is a messenger RNA of Fonsecaea nubica, 1377 nucleotides long. RefSeq lists its product as hypothetical. Gene Ontology annotation, molecular function: protein binding. The record is from RefSeq and is a predicted model, not a curated record. The coding region runs from base 1 to 1377 and encodes 458 amino acids. NCBI's taxonomy places the organism in Eukaryota, Fungi, Ascomycota, Eurotiomycetes, Chaetothyriales, Herpotrichiellaceae. The transcript has a single exon.